Sipha flava (yellow sugarcane aphid) is the source of this 3424-nucleotide messenger RNA. RefSeq names its product RNA-binding protein 5. Gene Ontology annotation, biological process: mRNA splicing, via spliceosome. The transcript is spliced from 3 exons. Gene Ontology annotation, molecular function: RNA binding. The coding region runs from base 617 to 3340 and encodes 907 amino acids. NCBI's taxonomy places the organism in Eukaryota, Metazoa, Arthropoda, Insecta, Hemiptera, Aphididae. Gene Ontology annotation, cellular component: nucleus. The record is from RefSeq and is a predicted model, not a curated record.
ACGAGCGGUCCGCGGACAAUAAUAAUAACUAUUAUUAUAGUUAACUUUCGAUUACGGUUUUCUUUAUUCUUUUUUUAAUAAUUAGUUUAUGCGAAUCGUCAUUGUCGUCGUUACUAUUAUUCAGAACUAUCAGCGUCGGUGUAGUGUUGCGAUUUCCUCUCUCGGCGCUCGUUUAUAUUAAUUCGAUAUCAACGUCAAUGAAACGUCCGGUGGUCGGCAUCGCGUUCUGACGGUGACACGCGGUUAAUUAACGUUGAACGUUUCCAAUCCACAAGUCGGACGGACACGGUACGCCGCAACCGACCGAGAUUUGUACAACAGCCUGUUCAAUCAUUGUGCUUUGGUUUAGGAUGGGUCCAAACUAGUUUUCAACUAGUUCUAUUAAUAUUUGAAGGUUAGUUGAUAUUGGCUAUGCGUCAGAAAUUCAUCUUGAGCAUCUAACUGAUUGAUAUCAUUGUUGACGAAGUGUCCACUGUUGUUCAUAAAAUGGUCUCUAAUUCUUGCUCUCACUUUCAAUACAAAUUGUAUUACAGAUUUCUCAACAAUUCAAAAGACUUCAAGCAUAAGUUAAAAGUCACGUUGCCAGUGCUAAUCAGAACAUUCAUUUUUGUUUGAGAUGGAAGGAGAAUUUAUGGUCAAGAAUACCUGUGGUUAUGAUUCAAAUGAUGAGGUAAACUCAUCUACUAGACGAAGUGUUGAAAUGGACUUAGUAAAUUAUGAUUCAUCUCCUCGUUCAAAUGGAUCUAAUCAUAGUACCAAUAAUGAACAAAGUGUAGAUACAACGAAUAAUAAAACUAAUUGGUAUAAAUCUGUAGAUUCUUUCUUGGAAACUGAAAAAAGUAAGGAAAGAGGUAGAAGCCGUGAUCAUAGUCAAAAAAAUAAACGUGAUAAAAGUUCAAGUAGACAUGGAAGUAAACGGCGUAAACAUAAAAAACAUCAUAGAUCUAGAUCAAGAAGUAGAUCUAGAUCAAGAUCUAGAUCACCUAAAAGAAGGAGUCGAUACUCUCCAGGUGAUCGUGACUCACAAACAAGUCAGUAUAGUAGCGAUGAAGAUCGUCGUAAGCGUCGUUCUAGAAGUCAUGAUGGUGUAGAAGGGCCAAGAGUUAGAAAUAUAUAUUCCGAUUCAGGUACUACUAGUACUAGACGUUAUCAUAAUACUGUAGAUACUAGAAGAAGUCAAGAUGGAUCACAAGAAUAUUAUCGAGAAGAAGAUUUUGAUAGAUAUACAUUUAAAAAACAAAUUCCUAAUAAAACUAUAAUUGUUCGUGGUCUAGCGCCUCAUAUUUCAGAAAACGACAUCAGAAAAGAAAUACUUAGAUGUGGACUAACACCUGUUGACAUACGUUUGAUUAGAAAAAAAGAUACUGGCUCAUCUCGUGGAUUUGCAUUUGUAGAAUUUUUUACUAAAGCAGAAGCUGAAACACUGAUGGAAUCCAAGCAGGGUGAAAUGAUGCUUAGAGAUAACUUUAGAGCGAUCAUGCAAUAUACUAUUUCUACAAUUGACCCAGAAAAAAUGUUAUCUGAUUGGUGGUGUAAAUGUAAUGCUCACAAUUUUAAACGCAGGGAAAGCUGCUUUGUGUGUGGUGCUUCAAGAGAAAUAGGGGAAAUUUUUGACCACACUAAAGAAGUAAGCUCAUAUCCUACACACACUGUUUUACUUCGUGGAUUAGAACUAUUUACUACCGAAGAAAAUGUUCUUAAAGCUAUACAGCCACUAUCAACACUACCUAUUCGCAGUGUACGUAUUGGCCGAAAUCCUUUGACAAACGUUUCUAAAGGUCUUUGCUACUUGGAAAUGAACAAUGUGGUUGAUGCUAUGUAUCUUCAUAAUGCAUUAAUUGUGGAAGAUCCAUUACUGAUUGAUGAAAAAGAAGUGCUUGUAUCUUAUUGUAAACUUGGACCAGUUGGUCCAAUGGCUACUGCUUCUAUGGGUAAUGCUGCAGUAGAAGCAGCCAAGUGGAGUAAUCAGAAACCAGAAACUCCAAACUAUACUAUUGCUGAUGUUCCCAGACUUGCAGAAUUUAGUGCAAAUUUAUAUGCAAAAACUCCUGUUGAACGAACUUCUUACGUACAAUAUUACACUAAUUUUUACACAGAAAAAAUUCAAAAAGGAGAAACUAUUAAUAUGCCAUCUAUUCCAUCAGGGCAAACAAUUUCAGCAGUUUAUGCCCCUGUUGGUACAGUUGUAAUGCCACAAGCUGUUUCUACUUUUCCGUUACCCAUAGCUAACAAGUCUGAACCUUUAAGUCAACCUCCAUCUGGAAAAGGAGACGUCACAUACUCCCCUCCUGAUUUAUCUACAUAUCAAUAUGACAAAGGAUCCGGUUAUUAUUAUGAUCCAUUUACAAAGCUUUAUUAUGAUGCAAAUUCACAAUACUAUUUCAAUAGUGUUACUAAUAGUUUUCUUUAUUGGGAUGCAACAAAACAAACUUAUUUAUCUGCACCAACUAAUGACAAAUCAAAUUCUGAUGUAAGUAAUACAAACAGUGAAUCUAAAAAAGAUGAAACUCCAGUAGAAGAAAAAAAAGAUGAUGACAAAGUUAAAGUAGCAAAACGUAUUGCUAAGGAUAUGGAAAAAUGGGCAAAAACAUUAAAUCAAAAAAAAAUAUCGGCUAAACAAAAUUUAGUAGCUUCCCAAGUAGCAAUACAAACUGCAAAAACUCAAGCAGCUGCUGAUAUUGGGUAUUCUGUUAUGGGUACAAAGGCAGAACCCAAAAAAAACCUGUACUCAAUGCCUUCUACCUCUGAAGACACUAGUUAUAACGAUGAAGUGAAUGAAGUUAUGGAAGAAGCUAAUCGAAGUGAAGAUGAACAACAUACCGAUUGGGUUAAACUUGCUUGCUUACUUUGUAAAAGACAAUUUAGUAGUAAAGAAAUAUUAAUAAAACAUCAACAAAUGUCUGACUUACAUAAACAAAAUAUACGGAAUUGGUACAAUGAAAGGGGAUUGGAUCCUGACGAUGAAUCUAAACGAGUUAUUCAGUAUAGAGAUAGAGCUAAAGAAAGAAGAAUGAAAUAUAAUGAACCUGACAAACCAUUAAAUAACUUAAAAGACAAAUAUAUGAAGGCUAAAGAAGCUACUGUAGAUUAUGAACAACCCACUAAAUUGGGUAUUGGAUCAGACAACAAAGGUAAUAAAUUAUUACAAAAAAUGGGUUGGCAAGAAGGAAUGGGAUUAGGUAAAACUAAUCAAGGACGAACAACCAUAAUUGAAGCUGAAGGAAGGUUGGCAAAUGCUGGUCUUGGCACUAGGGCUGUUGGAGUUGUUCCUGGCCCUCGUGAGACAUACAAAGAUUGUGUAAAAAAAAUGAUGCGUUAUAGAUAUAAUGAAUCUGAUUAAUUAACAGGUAAAAGUUAUAAAUAUGUUACAUUUUUCCUAGAGACUAAUUAAUUUUAAUUUAUAAUGUAUUAAUUAUCUAAUAUU